AUGGUGACAGAAGCUUCUUUGUUUAUGAUUAGUCAGACGGCAAGAGCUGGCUUGAUAGGAGCAAAAAUCAAAUCUCGAAAAGCUAUGGAAAUUGAUGAAAAAAUGUCUUUCUUACGUCCCUCCAAUGUCAUUCGAAAUUUUUUCAAACCUAAAAAAGUGCCUCUAUUCUCCGGUUGCCCAACUAAUACACAGUGCUCCUUUAUCUUAUCUUGCUGGUGGAGUGGGGACUCAGUUGGAACUUCGUGUGGACCCCUCUUCUUUUGUUGUGGAAGUCAGGAUAGCAGAGAUGACCAACAUGUACAUCAGCUCUACUAUGGUCCUGUUAGAAAUGAUCCAGUAUGUGGCAGAAGUUCAACUGCAACAAGCAGAAUAGUUGGAGGUGAAGAUGCAGCGUUUGGACAGUUCCCUUGGCUGGCGUUUAUCCAAGUGGGUGGCAGUCGUUGUGGAGGGGCACUAGUGGCUUGGCGACACGUCGUUACAGCUGGGCACUGCGUUGCAAAAACUCAACACAAUCCUGGCAACAUCAAAGUCACGUUAGGUGAUUAUAUCCUCAAUUCGGACCUGGAAGGCCUUCCUAGUGAAAGUUUCGGUGUCGAUGAGGUGAAAGUGCAUCCAAAGUUUCGGUUCACACCACAGGCAGAUCGCUUCGACGUGGCUGUGCUGUUACUGGAUCGACCAGUUGGUUAUCGCUUCAACAUGAAACCCAUCUGUUUGCCGGAAAAGGGCACCGACUUCUUGGGUGUAGUAGGAUAUGCUGCUGGAUGGGGAGCCUUAGAGCCAGGUUCAAAGCUACGUCCAAAAAUUCUCCAGCAUGUUCCUGUGCCUAUAAUAAAUAAUAAAAUGUGUGAAGGAUGGCAUAGAAGACGUGGUAUAAAUAUUGUGAUUUAUGACGAAAUGAUGUGUGCUGGCUAUGAAUACGGCGGAAGGGAUUCUUGUCAGGGAGAUUCUGGUGGUCCACUGAUGAUCAACCAUUAUGGCAUCUGGUACCUCGUGGGAAUAGUAUCAGCCGGUUAUUCCUGUGCCAAACAAUUCCAGCCGGGAAUUUAUCAUCGAGUAAGCAGCACUUCGGACUGGAUUUCUACAAACCUUUAUUGA
This is a messenger RNA of Uloborus diversus, 1095 nucleotides long. Its product is annotated as serine proteinase stubble-like. The record is from RefSeq and is a predicted model, not a curated record. Lineage: Eukaryota; Metazoa; Arthropoda; Arachnida; Araneae; Uloboridae. The coding region runs from base 1 to 1095 and encodes 364 amino acids. The transcript has 7 exons. Gene Ontology annotation, molecular function: serine-type endopeptidase activity. Gene Ontology annotation, biological process: proteolysis.